AUGAGAACUAUUUAUAAGGAUAUUCAUGCGUAUAUUGUUCAGUAUUUAUCGACACGUGCUGAUGUACUUCCUCAGGCGUAUAUUGUUCUCCUCAAGCAGUUGCAAGAUUCUCUUCCUCCGCGCCCAGUGAAAGAGGUUUGCCGAACUAUUCAGAAAGAGUUGGGAAAAUCUGUGGAUGAUCUCUUCUCAGAAUUUGUUGAAACUCCUCUUGCAACAGCGUCGAUAGCACAAGUUCAUCGUGCAACUCUAAACGAUGGGAGGAACGUGGUUGUUAAAGUUCAGCAUGAGGGCAUCAAGACAGUCAUACUAGAGGACUUGAAGAAUGCAAAGUCGAUAGUUGAUUGGAUAGCAUGGGCAGAACCACAAUAUGACUUCAACCCGAUGAUCGAUGAGUGGUGCAAAGAAGCACCCAAAGAACUGGACUUUAAUCAUGAAGCUGAGAACACGAGAACUGUCUCAAAGAACCUUAACUACAAAGACAAGCGGGAUAAUGCUGCCCCUGGGAAUGCCGUCGAUGUCUUUAUUCCAGAAGUGAUUCAGUCAUCGGAGAAGUGCCUUGUUUUAGAAUACAUGGAUGGAAUUCGUUUAAAUGACAAAGAAUCAUUGGAUGCUUUUGGUGUUGACAAACAAAAGCUCCUUGAAGAAAUUACCCGUGCGUAUGCCCACCAAAUAUAUGUGGAUGGAUUUUUUAACGGUGAUCCCCAUCCUGGUAAUUUUCUUGUGAGCAAGGAACCCCCACAUCGUCCGAUUUUGCUAGACUUUGGUCUUACAAAGAGAGUGUCAACCUCUAUGAAGCAAGGACUUGCGAAGAUGUUCCUGGCAUGUUGUGAGGUUCGUAGAUCUUUUCUUCAAUUUUGUAUUAUUUUAAUGAAAAUCUAUUAUUCAACCAAUAGUUUAACUGAAAAAGCUAAGCAACGUAUCCCCUUUUAUGCACUUAUUUCUUUGUUGUUUUUUCGAUCCUUGAUGAGCCAAAUUGGGCACUCUGGUACCGUUUGGUCUGUAGGAAGCUAUGGGCGUUCUACCUUCUUCUUGUGUGCAUUUUUCUUUUCUUCCAAAGAAGCUCGAAAAACCUCAUAAAUUAGAGUUAUGAAUUACA
Molecule: messenger RNA, 1096 nt
Organism: Papaver somniferum (opium poppy)
Lineage: Eukaryota; Viridiplantae; Streptophyta; Magnoliopsida; Ranunculales; Papaveraceae
Product: protein ACTIVITY OF BC1 COMPLEX KINASE 8, chloroplastic-like
Exons: 7
Coding region: 1-1077 (358 amino acids)
Cellular component (GO): Golgi apparatus; endoplasmic reticulum
Source: RefSeq, a predicted model, not a curated record